This is a messenger RNA of Salvelinus fontinalis (brook trout), 5558 nucleotides long. RefSeq names its product homeobox-containing protein 1-like. The transcript has 10 exons. Gene Ontology annotation, biological process: positive regulation of DNA-templated transcription. Gene Ontology annotation, molecular function: double-stranded telomeric DNA binding. NCBI's taxonomy places the organism in Eukaryota, Metazoa, Chordata, Actinopteri, Salmoniformes, Salmonidae. The coding region runs from base 268 to 1905 and encodes 545 amino acids. The record is from RefSeq and is a predicted model, not a curated record. Gene Ontology annotation, cellular component: nucleus.
CUGCAACAGCAAUUUCCAAAACUACGAAUCCCAGAGAACCUCACCGCGCUUGCUAUGUCAAUAUGGCCACUGUCAGACAGACAAAGGCACAUCAAUCUCGCCACGAAAUGAAAUUAGCAGACUAGAGGAGGACGGCUGUCAUUGUGAAAACCGUCUGGUGCCUGUUCCCGUGUCGGGGAUAUAGAAGAGGACUUGUCGCGAGGACCAACUAAACACCGGUUUAUUAAAUGCUGUGGUGGACGGGGGCCCUAGAUUCUAAGAUCAAGGAUGUCUCGGUAUACCGACGAGCCUCGUUUCACCAUUGAGCAGAUUGACCUGCUCCAGCGGCUGAGGAGGACUGGGAUGACCAAGCCAGAGCUCCUCCACGCCCUCGACAUCCUGGACAGACUGGAUCACCAGCACGGACACAAGUUCGGACGCCGUCCCCAGCCCGCCUAUCAGGGACCGACGUCCAAUUACAACACUAAUACAACAUCUUCUUCGGCGUCCUCAUCAACAUCCACGACCGCCACACAGACUGGUUACCUGGGGAAUGGGAGUGGAAGUGGCGGGAGUGGCCUGUCGCCGUCACCUAGCAACAACUAUGAUAUGUCACCGCCCCCUCCGGCGGUUGUAUCCGCCCCGGUUGCUAUGGCAGUGGUGGCGCAGAAUGGGCGUGGGGGUGGUGGCGAUGAGCUGGUUGCCAUGACGAACGGGAAGUUGUCUCUACCACGGUUUCCUGACAGUGUAGGCGCGGUGAGUGGCGGCGUGACGGGGAGCGGCUACGGGUUUGAGGCCAGCGAGGAGGAACUAGACGUGGACGACAAAGUGGAGCAACUCCUGAGAAGGGACAGUGCCAUAAUCAAGGAGGAGAUCAAGGCAUUCCUGGGGAACAGGCGCAUCUCUCAGGCUGUGGUGGCUCAGGUCACAGGUAUCAGUCAGAGUCGUAUCUCCCACUGGCUGCUGCAGCAGGGCUCGGACCUUAGCGAACAGAAGAAGAGGGCCUUCUACCGCUGGUACCAGCUGGAGAAGACCACCCCUGGUGCAACUCUGAUGAUGCGACCCGCCCCCAUGGCUCUGGAGGACGUGUUGGAGUUGCGGCAGACUCCGCCCCCUAUAAGCUCCAACCCCGGGAGCUUCCGUCUGCGCAGAGGCAGUCGCUUUACCUGGAGGAAAGAAUGUCUGUCUGUGAUGGAGAGUUACUUCAAUGAGAACCAGUACCCCGAUGAAGCUAAAAGAGAGGAGAUCGCUAACGCCUGCAACGCUGUCAUCCAGAAGCCAGGGAAGAAGCUGUCUGAUCUGGAGAAGGUCACGUCUCUGAAGGUCUACAACUGGUUCGCCAACCGCCGCAAAGAGAUCAAGAGACGUGCCAACAUAGAAGCAGCAAUCCUUGAGAGCCAUGGGAUCGAAGUCCAGAGCCCUGGAGGACACUCCAACAGCGAUGAAAUCGACGGGAAUGACUUCUCUGACCAGGGCUGUGAGGUUCCUCUGUUUGAGAAGAGAGCUGUGACCAGACCUUUCAGUCUCAGUCGACGAGACCUGUCCUCUCCCACACAGGUGCCCACCCUGCUGCCAAGCUGGCUGGCGGCUUGGCCCGGCUCGGGCAGGGGGGGCUUGGCCGCCCAGAGGGCCAGCUCUCUGAUUUGCCGCUCCUUGCUCUCGGGAGCGGGUCUCGCUCAGGGGGCAGUGACGGAAGGUUCCAGACUGACAGGUGUGUCCUGGUCUGCCCCCUCCCCCCCCUCCCUCCAGGACGACGACUCCACCAAUCACAGCAAUGCCCUGGAGCACCAGGACCCCAUCACUCUCGCAGUGGAGAUGGCGGCCGUCAAUCAUAGCAUCCUCGCCCUGGCCACACAGGCGGGGGGAGGAUUGGCCCUGGGCGGGACAGGCAGUGACAUCAAGACCGAGGUGGUGGAGCCCAACUAGAGGAAGGGGGGGCUGUGGAUGAGCGGGAGGGAUGAGAGGGAGGUAUAGAUGUGUGUAUACAUGACAGUAUGAAAGAGGGAGGGAAAGGAGUGUGUACAUCACAGUAAGAAAGAGGGAGUGUAUACUACCGUUGAAAAGUUUGGGGUCACUUAGAAAUGUCCUUGUUUUUGAAAGAAAAGCACAUUUUUUUUGUCCAUUUAAAAUAACAUCAAAUUGAUCAGAAAUACAGUGUAGACAUUGUUAAUGUUGUAAAUGACUGUUGUAGCUGGAAACGGCAGAUUUUUUAAAUGAAAUAUCUACACAGAUGUACAGAGGCCCAUCAGCAACCAUCACUCCUGUGUUCCAAUGGCGCGUUGUUAGCUAAUCCAAGUUUAUCAUUUUAAAAGGCUAAUUGAUCAUUAGAAAACCCUUUUGCAAUUAUGUUAGCACAGCUGAAAACGGUUGUCCUGAUUUAAAGAAGCAAUAAAACUGUCCUUCUUUAGACUAGUUGAGUAUCUGGAGCAUCAACAUUUGUGGGUUCGAUUACAGGUCCUCAACUGGCAGCUUCAUUAGUAGUACCCGCAAAACACCAGUCUCAACAGUGAAGAGGCGACUCCGGGAUGCUGGCCUUCUAGGUAGAGUUCCUCUGUCCAGUGUGUGUGUCAAUUUGCCCAUCUUAAUCUUUUAUUUUUAUUGGUCAGUCUGAGAUAUGACUUUUCCUUUGCAACUCUGCCUAGAAGGCCAGCAUCCUGGAGUCGCCUCUUCACUGUUGACGUUGAGACUGGUGUUUUGUGGGUACUAUUCAAUGAAGCUGCCAGUUGAGUACUUGUGAGGCGUCUGUUUCUCAAACUAGACACUCUAAUGUACUUGUCCUCCUGCUCAGUUGUGCACUGGGGCCUCCCACUCCUCCUACUUUGGUUAGAGCCAGUUUGCGCUGUUCUCUGAAGGGAGAAGUACACAGCGUUGUACGAGAUCUUCAGUUUCUUGGCAAUUUCUUGAAUGGAAUCGCCUUCAUUUCUCAGAACAAGAAUAGACUGAUGGGUUUCAGAAGAAAGUGCUUUGUUUUUGGCCAUUUUGAGCCUGUAAUUAAACCCACAAAUGAUGGAGCUGAUGCUCCAGAUACUCAACUAGUCUAAAGAAGGACAGUUUUAUUGCUUCUUUAAUCAGGACAACAGUUUUCAGCUACGGUAACAUAAUUGCAAAAGGGUUUUCUAAUGAUCAAUUAGCCUUUUAAAAUUAUAAACUUGGAUUAGCUAACACAAGUGAUGGUUGCUGAUAAUGGGCCUCUGUACGUAGAUGUUUCCAGCUACAACAGUCAUUUACAACAUUAACAAUGUCUACACCGUAUUUCUAAUAAAUUGUUACUUUAAUGGACAAAAAAGUGCUUUUCUUUCAAAAACAAGGACAUUUCUAAGUGACCCCAAACGUUUGAAUGGUAGUGUAUGUGUGUAUACGUGACUGUGAGAAAGAGAGUGUACAUGGGGAUGAGGUUAUAGUUGAGUAUGAAAACAUUGUUUGUCAUGGUGCAAGUAGAGUUUAUUGGAAUGUUAUACUGUAAAUCAGGAGUGUCAAACUAAUUUUGCCCCACGGGUCCUACCUCCACCCCAUCCCCUCCCUAAUACCUCUACCACCCUAGUAAACCCUUUUAGACUGUUCGAGGUGUUGGGAGGCCUGGUUCUACCUCCAUCCCUAUCCCCUAAUAGCUAUACCUCGUUACCCCCUAGUACCCCCUUUAGACUGUUCUGGAGGCAUUGCGUUGGCAAGUCUGGUCCUGAAAGUGUGGGUGUAUGUAUGGUAUAUGCUCUUGUCUGUGUGGGUCUAAAGAUUUAGAAUAGUUUAUUAUGUAACCCUGCACACCUCCCUCUAAGCUUAGAGGGAGGUGUGCAGGGACCCCUGCCUUGGCACCUUCUCCCCAAGGUGCUCUGCACACUUUGAUUCUCUUACUCUCUCAUCGCUCUCACUCCCUAUGCCUGUCAUCUCUACCCCUCUGUCUUUGUCUCCCACCUCCAACUUCGCAGUAUAAGGGAGACGGGAAGUGGUGAGGGUUUAACAGGCCUCUGGAAAAGCCUAUAUAUUCCCUAACAUGUAUUUCCUUGUUGUAGCACUACCUAAACUGGUUAGGUUUAAAGCCAGUGAGAUCAGACAUUCAUUAUAUUAUUGCUUACAAAUGAUGCUAUAAAAAAACUGCCCCUAAAUUCUUAAUAAUGAAGGGAAUAGAUAGAAUCAUGCUUGCUAGUGAGAGGGGCCUUGUGUAUGUGGUUGUUAUGGGGGUAACUAUAAGCAUAUUGUAGCUGUACCCAAAGCAUUUGUUUUUAGCUUUUAACCUUAAUUUAAGGCAACCGACUGAUGUUAUCACGUUCCCCAGUUGAAAGGAAAUUAUUUACGCUUUUAAAAGAUUGCCAAUCAAGGGUGCAUUAUAAAUGUCCCUAUUGGUACUGGGAGUAAUGCAAACACUUAUUUUUCUAUAUGCCAUGACGUGUUCUACACACAAGCUGUUAUCUAAGAUACUUACUUUUAGAUUGUAUUUUAAAAAGACACUUUAUGGGAGAAACUACCAUGGCGCUUCAGUUUCCUCCACUCGUAGCUUAUUGGUCAUCCUGAGUGAUUGACAGACCAGGCAGGCAAUAGGAGGAAGGAAGACUGAUCUGCUGGCUGACACAUGUUGGAGGGUUAGGGGUAAUUUGGUGUUAUAAACACCUUCCCCUUCCCUAUUAGCCAAUUCCCCUCAACUCCCAGGUCACUGCUUUUAAUGUGAAAUAAGUGAAUAACUUUGAUUUUCUAACCUUUACAGGGGUGGUUUAGUUGUGUAGGUCCUAUUAUGAUUAAAUCUGUAGACCUCAAUCCCAAACGAUUUGGAAACGUUCUCAUUGCCAGAUCUACACAACGAUUGGAGUGAUGGCCCCAGCUUAUCGUUAGACCACUUCUAAAGUGUUGGCUGACCAGCGCACAUGCAAGAUUCACGGUGCAGAGAUUAGACUAACAUUGUUUGGGGUGAACUGUCCCUUUAAGUCAUCCAGUACGUAUUGAAUGACAGCCAAGUUGACCCGAGGACGGUUUCUGCUAGCCAUUAACCUAGUGCUUUGUUCUAAUCAAAUGUAUCUUACAAGAUAAGCGAUUUCAUAUUUUACUUCCAUGUGUAAAAUUCUGCCAAACAGGAAUGUAUAUUGGAUUCAUGAAAUGCUUUUUAUUUUUUAUAUCAUGUUUUGUGUUCGUUUUCCAUUUGAUAUGCACAAUCUGCCUUGUGUUUUGAAUUGCAUCACUCAAAGGCAAAGCUUCUUCCUUCAGGUUUGAGGUCUUUACUAGUCUCUCAAGACCGUUAACCUGAGACUUAAUGCCAUAUUAAGUAGCAUACAUUUGGUUUUGCGUCUUUGACAUCACCCAAAUCUCUGCAUAUUAAACCAGGUGAAAAGGUUGCAUUUGCUCAAGACUGCUACUCAAUGAACUUUAACCUGUGUGGGAGGUGCUUUGCCUUUGCCGUUCCGAAGGAACGGAUAUCGCCAGUCCUUGUAUGAGUAUCAAAUUGAUAUAGUUAAAGAGUCCUGUUCUCCUACUUCAGAAUUUAGUGCCUUUUUUGGACAGUAGACUGUUCUGUAAUGAAUAUGUAGAAAACUAUGCCUUUGUUACAUUUUCUCAUUUGUUUACUGUACCUACUAGAGAAUAAAGAAUGAACAAUG